AUGGUCUUUCUUCGCUCUACUCUCUUCGCCUCCGCCUCGACUCUCUAUGCCGUCGGACAUGCGGCCACUAUAACCAACACCAAUCUUCAGACCGUGAAUGGUAUUGGCGCGAGUGGCGCGUGGUGGGUGAACGACAUCGCGAAGUUUCCGACCUCCGUGCAGCAGAACGUCAGCGACCUGCUGCUGAACCAGAACACUGGCCUCGGGUUGACCGACUACCGCUACAACCUUGGAGGAGGAGGAGUUGGCGUCACUACUGUUGAUCGUGCUCCUCAGACGCCCUACAAGAGCGACGGAAACUAUGACUGGACUGUCGAUGCGGCAGGCACCUUCUUCCUCAAGGAGGCAGCUCGGCAAGGUGUCCCCCAAAUCACGCUCUUCGUGAACAGCGCGCCAACGACCUUCACCUCCAACGGCAAGAACUGUGGCGGCACGCUCAUUACGAGCCGUAUUCAGGCGUAUGCACAGUACCUGACGGACGUCGUGAACCACUGGAAGUCGCAGGGCGUCACCAUCACGCACGUUUCCCCUAUGAAUGAACCUGACAACUCCUUCGGCUCUGGCUCCAAUUGCGGUCAGGAAGGGAUGAUAGUGACCGUUAGCCAGCGCGCUCAAGUUUUGACCACGAUCGCGCAAUCGUUCAGCAAUGCCGGACUUUCGACUCGGGUCAUUGGGGAUGAGACUUCAACGCAGUCCCAAUUCACCUCCGAAGCACCGAACUGGUUGAACUCGAACGUAGGGAGUGCCGUUGCCGCGGUGGUCCACCACCAGUAUGGCUUUGUCGAUGGCGCUACGCAGCUGACGAUGGCGAACCAAGCGCGCUCGCUGAGUGGUGGCGCUCAGGUUUGGGCAACUGAGAUCUGUUGCUUUGCUAGCAGCAGUACGGACCCAACGUCAUCGGUAUCUUACGGGUCGGAGUACGAUCCCACGAUGAUGGGAGGCUUGCGCAUGGCGAACCUCAUCUUUCAAUCGCUGGGCAACGCGCAGGAGAACCACUGGGACUGGUGGACAGCGCUCUCGAACCAGAUCGGAAACUGCAACCCCUCAUCCAACGCAAACUGCCUGAAUGUCGCUCAAUCAUCGGCGGGCUGGAACGACGGCCUCAUUUACUACGACCCGAACUUUGCUAGCACGGGCUUCCACGGCCUGGGCGUCACCAAGCGCUUCUACGUCCUCAAGCACUUCACCAAGGCCGCUCCCAUCGGCGCCGUGGUCCGUAGCGUCACGACGUCAAGUUCUGGCACAGAGGCAAAAUGGCGCGUUCUGGCUUUCGAUUUCCCAAAAGGAAAACCGUUUGCUAUCGUCGCGAUGAACAUGCAGAACGCGGCCAGCAGCCUUACCCUGACGCCUGCAUCUGGUGUGAGCAUCGCGUCGCCCAAGUCGGCUGUGAGGACCAGCGCCAACGAAGACUAUGCCUCCAUUAGUGCGCCUGCCCUCAGCGGCGGUUCCAUCAACCUCUCGAAUGCCCCUGCUCUGAGCAUUACCACCUUAUUCUUCUGA
Molecule: messenger RNA, 1500 nt
Organism: Peniophora sp. CBMAI 1063
Lineage: Eukaryota; Fungi; Basidiomycota; Agaricomycetes; Russulales; Peniophoraceae
Source: the annotation of a GenBank genome assembly